AUGGGAGGCUGCGCGAGCAAACCUAAGGAAUCUGACAUCGUCGAAGGCUCUGUCCCGAAGACCGACAAUGCUGUUGUUGAGUCCAAGAAUGUCACGGCCGAGACAGAUUCCACAUUAACUCAGGAGAAGAAGGAAGAGACUACUGAAGAUGCAGUGAAGGAAGGUGAGACAAAAGAGGACUCCUCUGAGGUAACCAAGGCCGAGCCAACUCCAGAAGUUGUGAAGGCAGAAGAGAAAACUUCUGCUGCGACUGAGCCAUCAACACAAGAGACCGCACCGGCCAAAACCGAUGAGGCGCCUCUUGGGACCCUUUGA
Arabis nemorensis is the source of this 315-nucleotide messenger RNA. The record is from the annotation of a GenBank genome assembly. Lineage: Eukaryota; Viridiplantae; Streptophyta; Magnoliopsida; Brassicales; Brassicaceae.